Aspergillus costaricaensis CBS 115574 is the source of this 1071-nucleotide messenger RNA. Its product is annotated as ankyrin repeat domain-containing protein. Bases 1 to 1071 code for a protein of 356 amino acids. Gene Ontology annotation, molecular function: protein binding. The transcript has 2 exons. Lineage: Eukaryota; Fungi; Ascomycota; Eurotiomycetes; Eurotiales; Aspergillaceae. The record is from RefSeq and is a predicted model, not a curated record.
AUGUCACACAAUACCGAGAACGAUGCUCUCUCAUACAGAUUUCAGGAGGCAUGCAUGGAGGGUGAUCUUCGGAGAGUCCAGAGGGCUCUUACCAGCGGAAGACUGUCUGCUAAAGAUCUUGACACUGGACUAAGGAUUGCCACUAAAGGGGCAUAUCCGGACAUAGUAGCCGCCCUCUUUAAGGCAGGUGUGCCUAUGUCUCCCAAUGCAAUCGGCUGUCUCUGUGGGAAUGAUACGAAACAGGACCCGCGCGUCAUUCGCCUCUACUUUGAUCGUGGUCUGAAGCCUAGUGAUUGUAUAACGACUAAUGGCGAGCCUCUUCUGCGAUUUUAUUCGGUUAACUGUGCCCGGGAAUUACUCGAAAGAGGCGUUGACCCCAACCGCUGUGGUCCGAGAAAGAUAAGCCCCCUCUCCAGCUCGCUUGAUCUAGUCGGGGAGGACAACGGAGCUACAUUCGAUUUGCUUGUGCAAUAUGGGGCGAAGCUGGAGCCCAGUCUCUUAUUUGACGCCCUUGUUUGGAGGUGCGAUGCAGCUAUCAAAUUUCGCUUCCUUCUCUCCAGGGGUCUUGAUCCGACCACGACAAUUUCUGCAAAAUGGGGAACGCCGCUACAUGUUGCAUCCAUUUCCGCCAAUAAGGAAGUUAUAAAAAUCCUUCUCAACUUGGGAGCAGAUCCAAACUUCCGAUCAUACUGUACAAAAUUUAAGAACAACAGUCCCGUGGAAGUGGCCCAGUGGAAGAUGCGAGCUUCUCAUGAAGGCUCUUCCAUGAAGGGAACGUAUCAAAGUGUAAUAGAGCUUCUCGAAUCCGCACAAACCGGGGUUUCUCGUCCCACAAUUGCUGCGUCGGAGAGGUCAAAUACCGAGAGUGUUACGAAGGCCCCCGCGGCCAGGAGAACAGAAAUUAACCAAGGACUCAAUGUUGUCGACGCUACACUGUCAGGUUCUUCAACGGAUAACUCGAACUCGACUGCCGAGGGUUUUGAAAAGACGCAGGAGACCCGAAAGAUGGAAAUUAGAGGGGAAGGUAGCGUUAGUAGUCGGACACGCAGUCGUACCAAGACUGUCUACUAA